CAAAACUGGGCGGAGUAAACCGGAAGUUAGCUGAAGGGUUUAGAGAGACAAGAGACAGGCGAUUGAGCGGUUAACGGGAGGACUGCUAUUUGUAAAACCGCUUCCAAUAUUUUCCAAAUUGCUAGCUAAAUCAGGAAAACACGUACACUGAAAUAUCAGUCGAUACAUAUUUCUAUAGCCAAUUGAAUUUUAUUCCGUGGAUAAAAAUAUAUUUUAGUUGGCCUCAACUUCGGUAGCUAACGGAUUAGGUAGUCAGCUAAAUAGAUAUCGCGAUACCAUAGAUAUUUAGUUAUUAGCCAUCAAAAAAGUAACUAGAGUUUACGCCUCACCGUAAUUUGGCGGCUUGAGGUUAACCUCAAGAAAGCAACAGACGACGCAUAGAUUCCUGGUUACAGCGAAAGCUAGUUAGCCAACGUUAGUUUCCGAGCUACCCGAAGUGAUCUGAAGAGACGUGAGAGGCUCAGAUUUUCCAGUUUUGACUCGUUGGCGGGGCGUUGCUGCCUUGUCCGUAAAUCUUGAAUAAGAACUAGAUCGUCAACUAAGUGGACCGCAGUUCUGUUAUUCCAGCAUCGAUCAUAAAUUCCCACAGUUCGGUCACAUUCCGUUUUUUGCUUCUUUAUUGCAAAUAAUAAUUUUCAGCAAAACAUCCACAAAUAAUAGAAAAUGGCCGGAGUGAACAGCGUCGAAGCGGUGAAGCGAAAGAUUAAAGUUCUGCAGCAACAGGCAGAUGAAGCUGAGGAGAGAGCCGAGAUUUUGCAGAGACAGGUCGAAGAGGAGAAACGGACAAGGGAACAGGCCGAGGCCGAGGUGGCCUCCCUGAACCGGCGCAUCCAGCUGGUGGAGGAGGAGCUGGACCGCGCCCAGGAGCGGCUGGCCACCGCGCUGCAGAAGCUGGAGGAGGCCGAGAAGGCGGCUGACGAGAGCGAGAGAGGCAUGAAGGUGAUCGAGAACAGGGCCCUAAAGGACGAGGAGAAGAUGGAGAUGCAGGAGAUCCAGCUUAAAGAGGCCAAGCACAUCGCUGAGGAGGCCGACCGCAAGUACGAGGAGGUGGCCCGUAAGCUGGUGAUCAUCGAGGGAGACCUGGAGCGCACGGAGGAGAGAGCGGAGCUGGCGGAGGCCAAAUGUGCCGAAUUGGAGGAGGAGCUGAAAAAUGUCACCAAUAACUUAAAAUCCCUGGAGGCCCAAGCUGAAAAGUACUCUCAGAAGGAAGACAAGUAUGAAGAGGAGAUUAAAAUCCUGACCGACAAGCUCAAAGAGGCGGAGACCCGUGCUGAGUUUGCUGAGAGGUCAGUGGCAAAGCUGGAGAAGACCAUCGACGACCUGGAAGUGAAGCUGGCUAACGCCAAGGAAGACAGCGUCAAGAUCCAUGCCACCCUGGAACAGACCCUGCAGGAACUCAACUGCUUCUGAACCCCCCUCGAGCCGGGGACUGUCCUUCCCCUCCCUCCCUCCCUCCUCUGUUCACUACCCAUUCACACCCCAUACCCCCCUCCUGUGUCCUCCUGUCUCUGUUGGGUGAGUGUAUUUGGGUAGGAAGGGGCAGGGGAUAGCAUUUGUUUGGUGAAGGGAGCGUUGAAUCCAGUCUUGGAACCUUGACCGGCAUUCUGUGCCCGUGUCCUCACAAACCGAUUACAGUCAUCCGCACCCCCUGGUCCUUCCAGCUUUUUGGGUAUAUUCAUCCCACCAGGUUGGUCAGCAGACACCCCACAUUUGAAGGCUGUUGAUGGACCCAGCUGUGCACUAAAAUCACCGCAGGACCUUUGAUUGUCCAUUUUUGAAUAAUUUAUCCAUGUUGACUUCUCUGGCUCAUGAGUAUGUUAAGGAUUGAGGCUCUUUGAGUCCACCAAGUCCACCUAUAGUCUUGUGAACGGGAGGAUGGGAAUUGCAUGGGUAGGGAAUUUUUAUGGGGAAACGCUGUUCUAGCCAAAUGUUCUGGACGUUGCCACCAAAAUAUGGGAUUGGGAACAUACUGGAUCAUGAUAUUUAACCCAUUGCCAUUCCUGACCUACACUACCCCUGCACCCCAAAUGUGACUCAUUCCUGUCCCUACACUUCUAUGAGCCAUUAUACCCUUGACCUCCUUUUUUUAAAGUACCAUUUCCAUUGCAGAUGUGUACAUGCAUUACUGUGCCAACAGUUUGGGACCAUAACCAUGAUACCUUAGUUGUGUAUGUUUGCAUUAUAGAGAUACAGGGGGGACCACUUUGUUCUUAUAAGGGAGAUAUAUCUAAAGUUUACUUGCAUGAAGUUGUUUUCUUUAUUUUGAACCAUGUUCCAAAAAGGGCCAUUAUCUGAAAAUACUGUACUAACAGAACGGUUUUAUAUUCGCUCUCCCUCUCCCGCCUACAAAUUUCAUGAGGGAAAAUGGAGGGAGGGGGGUGUUGAAGCAUAGGCCAGUGAUUCAUUCAUGUAAACAUUUUUAUGGAUUAAGUAGGGACAUUUUUGCCUUUCUUAGCCUUUGUCCUUCCACCAGCUGAUAUUUUUGGAUGAGAGCAGGGAAAAGGAGGGAGCAUGGCAAGUUAAAUAAGUCUAAGAUAAAACCACUGCCAAAAAGGGGGGGCCAACUGAAAAGUGAGCAGAGUGAAGGGGUAUUGUGUAUACCUGUCAGUGUAACUGUUCGGAGAACAAAUUAAACCUUAAAGUUGACACAUUUUUAAACUGGAAUCUCACCAGAGCUAAAGAUGUAAACAUUUUGUUACGGUCAAUGUUUCAUUGUAGUAAUCAUGAUAAUUGAAAAAAAAAUAAAAAAAAUGGACAGAUGAUUUUUAAAUAAAGGACCAAGAUUCUUAUUGACUUCCAAA
Messenger RNA from Conger conger (European conger), 2801 nucleotides. Its product is annotated as tropomyosin alpha-3 chain. Gene Ontology annotation, biological process: muscle contraction; actin filament organization. NCBI's taxonomy places the organism in Eukaryota, Metazoa, Chordata, Actinopteri, Anguilliformes, Congridae. The record is from RefSeq and is a predicted model, not a curated record. Gene Ontology annotation, cellular component: actin filament. Gene Ontology annotation, molecular function: actin filament binding. The transcript has 8 exons. The coding region runs from base 664 to 1410 and encodes 248 amino acids.